Molecule: messenger RNA, 1237 nt
Organism: Cuculus canorus (common cuckoo)
Lineage: Eukaryota; Metazoa; Chordata; Aves; Cuculiformes; Cuculidae
Gene: ALAD
Product: aminolevulinate dehydratase
Exons: 11
Coding region: 121-1221 (366 amino acids)
Biological process (GO): heme biosynthetic process
Cellular component (GO): cytosol
Molecular function (GO): zinc ion binding; porphobilinogen synthase activity
Source: RefSeq, a predicted model, not a curated record
CCCAGCGCGGCGGGCCUGGGGGCGUGUCUAUGCAAACGAAGGGGUGUGGUUAUGCAAAUUGCGCCGACGGAGCGCGACGCGCUGGAAUCUCCUUCCACAGCCUCCCAGUGAAGGACCAAGAUGCAGGUAGACUCUGUGCUUCACAGUGGCUACUUCCACCCGGUGCUACGCUCCUGGCAGUGCACGGCAGCCACCUUUGAUGCUUCCAACCUCAUCUACCCCAUCUUUGUCACGGACAGCCCUGACGCAGUGGAGCCGAUCCCCAGCCUCCCUGGACAAGCCAGGUAUGGAGUCAACAAACUGGAGGAGAUGCUGCGUCCCCUUGUUGAAGAUGGUCUGAAGUGUGUGCUCAUCUUCGGUGUGCCCAGCAAGGUCCACAAGGAUGAGAGAGGCUCUGCUGCUGAUGCAGACGACACACCUGCCAUCCAGGCAAUCAAGAAGAUCCGCUCCACCUUCCCAGAGCUGCUUAUUGCCUGCGAUGUCUGCUUGUGCCCUUACACCUCCCAUGGACACUGUGGUAUCCUGCGUCAAGAUGGCACCAUCCAGAACGAGAUCAGCUGCCAGCGGCUGGCAGAAGUGGCACUGGCCUACGCCAAAGCAGGCUGCCACAUCGUUGCCCCCUCAGAUAUGAUGGAUGGGCGCAUCGGGGCCAUAAAGAAGGCACUGAUCUCCAAUGACUUGGGCAACAAGGUCUCGGUGAUGAGCUACAGCGCCAAGUUUGCUUCCUGCUUCUACGGUCCCUUCAGGGACGCUGCAUUAUCCAAACCCGCCUUCGGAGACCGGCGAUGCUACCAGCUGCCCCCAGGCGCCAGGGGCCUGGCGAUGCGUGCUGUGGACCGUGAUGUGCGGGAGGGAGCAGACAUGCUGAUGGUGAAGCCGGGGCUGCCCUACCUGGACCUUGUGAGGGACGUCAAGGACCGACACCCGUCGCUGCCGCUGUCCGUGUACCAUGUGUCGGGCGAGUACGCCAUGCUGUGGCACGGCGCACAGGCCGGAGCCUUCAGCCUGCAGGCUGCAGUCACGGAGGCCAUGACAGCGUUCCGGCGUGCAGGUGAGGCGGGCGGGCCCGGCUCCCCACACCCCGGUCGGUACCCUCGGGGGACGGUGCCCCCCGGCCGGUGCCGCAGCCAACGCUCUCUCCCCGCAGGCGCAGACACCAUCAUCACCUACUUCGCGCCGCUGCUGCUGCGAUGGCGCCGCGAGCAGGAGGGGCGGGGCUAAUGGGACGGCGUUUGCA